UCGGUGCUUGGUGGUUUUCGGCGUCUUCCGUUUGCUGUUCAGCUCGACGGCGGCAGCGAAUGUCGGUGGCUGGUGUUGGCUCUUUCUACGUUAAGGCCCCUGGGACCGGAUUGUACUUUCUCUUUCUUUGGUCUUUUUUGCAUUUGUGUUGGGACACCUGUGGUCUCUUGUAGUCUCCCGGCGAUGCUGCGUAUGUGCUAUGGUUGUAACCUCUGCUGGUUAAGAAGUAUGCAGUUAUCCUAAAAAAACACCGGAUGUGGGCAUGUGGCGCUUUUCUUUCCCUCGUCAGCCCACUCAUCCCCUUCCCGUGGUAGCUGUGUAGAGCGGUGAUUCGCCAUGGAUGGCCUCGAGUUCUUCUUUGAGGAAGCAGAAUCAGGAUUGGUUCCUAGGGUGGAUGCGGGCGAUGUUCUGGGUGGCGGAAUCGACGUUGUGGAGUCUGUGGUUGCUUCCAUCAAUGAAGCUCGCGGGCAAUCCUCUUAUCUGAUCUCUUCUGAACCCAUGGAUGGCGGGAGCGGCAAGGAGCAGUUCCGAGGGGUUGACGGAAUGGUGCCUCAUACCACAACGGUGGCAAUGGGGUCGUUGGUGACUCAAACGAUAUGGCCGCUCAGAAUACGACCACUGCAUCUAUGGGAGAGGAGGGGGAUGCCGAGGGUGCCGUCGUCGACAACUCAAAGGGGUCCUGUUGGACUCGACGGUAAUGAUCCAGCUUGGUCUGCAGGAGGUCCCAGCCAGACACGUGCUGAAGCGUUGGACAAGGGGUGCAAGGGAUAUACUCCCUCUAGAGUUUCUGCGUUACCAUAAGGACCAAGGUCCUCUGAAGUACUCCUCGCGACGACAUAACAAUCUGCAUCUGCUUUGCCUUUAGAUUGUUAGGCUAGGUUGUGACGCCCCCGAUUCAAUCGUACACUAAUCAUACACGCAAAUGUGUA
Molecule: messenger RNA, 929 nt
Organism: Aegilops tauschii subsp. strangulata
Lineage: Eukaryota; Viridiplantae; Streptophyta; Magnoliopsida; Poales; Poaceae
Source: RefSeq, a predicted model, not a curated record